ACAUUCAACAACUAGAGAAGCACCAGCAAGAUGAAGUUGUUUAUAGUCUUGGCUGCUUUGAUGGGACUCACCUUGGCUGUGGACUACUGUGCCCUGCCCACAUGUUUGGACAAGCACAUUGCCUGCAAUAACAAUGGAAAUUUCAGUGCAGAUUGCCCCAAAGACGUGCGUGAAAUCAAGAUGAAUGCCCAUCAUAAGCUGAUCCUUACACUCUUCAAUGAUUUGCGUAAUAAUGUGGCCAGCGGAUCUGUUGAGAAACUACCAAAGGCUGUUCGCAUGGCAAAAAUGUCCUGGUGCGAGGAACUCGCUCAUCUAGCCCUCUUUAAUGUAAAGACUUGUCAAUCUCUGCCAGAUAAAUGUCGCAGCACCGAACGCUUCGCCUAUGCUGGCCAAAACAAUGCAAUCUUUAGUUACAGUGGCUCGGAAUCGGAGUACACUGAUGCGGAAAUCAUCAAAGAGCAAAUUGAGAAAUGGUUUGCCGAACGUUCCAAUGUCACUCCUGAAAUAAUGGCCGGUUUCCCUGAAGAGUUGCCCAACAAGAACGUGGCCAAGUUCACCAUUGCAGUGGCUGAGAAGAACACUCAUGUGGGCUGUGCGGCUGUACGCUUCUCCAAGGACUUUUAUCAUCACUUUGUGCUGACCUGCAAUUUCGCCACCACCAACAUAAUCGGGCGCCCUGUGUACACACCUGGAGAGAAAGCCACCUCUGGAUGCAAAAAUCGUUAUGGCGCUGCCUUUGACUAUCCCAAUCUGUGCUAUGCCAAAGAGAUUUACGACAAUGAGCUUGUCUCAAAGGAUAUAAAGGUGUACUAAGGAUUUGAUAUGGAUUAUGGAUAUUUUAAUGAUACAUAAAUACAUAUAUAUUAAAGACGGUAUAAAACUAUUAAA
Messenger RNA from Drosophila willistoni, 888 nucleotides. RefSeq names its product antigen 5 like allergen Cul n 1. The coding region runs from base 31 to 813 and encodes 260 amino acids. The record is from RefSeq and is a predicted model, not a curated record. NCBI's taxonomy places the organism in Eukaryota, Metazoa, Arthropoda, Insecta, Diptera, Drosophilidae. The transcript has 2 exons.